UUCUACUCCGAAAAUCUCCCGCUCGCUAACUACUUCAGAUUUCUCGGACUUCGAUUUCUUCCCUCACUUGCAGUUCGUCACUUCGCCGUCGCCGCCGCCGCGACUCUACGGCAUUAACUGGAGUCGACUCACCGACUCGUUUCACUGGCAGCUGUUUUCUAAUUUAUUCCAUCUGCUGCGUUGCUGUCGCGCCAUUUCCGCAUCGUUUGAUUUCAGGCAGAAUUUAGCAAGACAGGGUUGGGGAUCAUAGUGUAUACAAGUUUUGAAAAUGGAUAAGAAGCACGAGAUUGGUACGCCGGUGAGCUCCAGCCAGAUCGAUCUGAAAAAGUCAUUCAAGCUUGCCGUUCGUUCUCUCCUCACUUCCUGUUCCAGGGAGGAGUUCCGGGAAUGCUUUUCGAGAUUUACGACUGCGGAGCAAGAAUAUCUUCAUCGUCUUUUCAUUCAGGUUAUAACUUCUUUGCAUGGAAACAUAGAGGACGAGUUUGAGUCAUUAUGUGUUGAAACACAGGUGGGACUUGUACUUGAUAAUGUUGAACAACUUUUGGAAGAGCAAGAUCUAGACCCAUUGUAUUCCAAAAAGACAAACAUAAUGGAAAUUGCCAAUUAUCUAUCCAUGACAAAGAAGAAUGAGAUCCAACACUUGAAGGACAUGCUAAAAACGGCUGAGGAACAGAACCGGCAUGUUCAAGGCCGUAUUGAUAUCCUAAGGAAAGGAGUGCAAGAUGCCUCGGCCAUGGAAGAUGCUGUUGAAAAGCUAAGAAACAGAUGCAGAGCUUAUGCAGAUGAUGGUGUUAGCAGAACGACCUUCGAUACUUGACCGAUGCUCCUCCGACUCGCUGUUGCCAUCCCAUGUGUUUACAUCCAAGAAUUGCUGUUAAAUAACAAGGUCAGUAUUUAAUCUAGUACUAGAUUUCACUUGGGUAGUUUUAUGUGCCAGUUUCUUCAGCUUAGCUCAAGCUUUAUAUUUAUUAUUUAUGUCACGUCUGCAAUUUUACAUGUUUUAUUCUGUAUAAUUCAUACACUCUGUAUUGUAACAAAGAAAUAUUAAAUGCCCCAUCAAGCAUCAGCUAUGUUAGAACUCUA
This is a messenger RNA of Cucurbita pepo subsp. pepo (vegetable marrow), 1083 nucleotides long. RefSeq lists its product as uncharacterized. The record is from RefSeq and is a predicted model, not a curated record. Gene Ontology annotation, biological process: chromosome segregation. Gene Ontology annotation, cellular component: MIS12/MIND type complex. Lineage: Eukaryota; Viridiplantae; Streptophyta; Magnoliopsida; Cucurbitales; Cucurbitaceae.